Messenger RNA from Dicentrarchus labrax (European seabass), 1129 nucleotides. RefSeq names its product pituitary tumor-transforming gene 1 protein-interacting protein. The transcript has 7 exons. Gene Ontology annotation, biological process: protein import into nucleus. NCBI's taxonomy places the organism in Eukaryota, Metazoa, Chordata, Actinopteri, Moronidae. The record is from RefSeq and is a predicted model, not a curated record. Gene Ontology annotation, cellular component: nucleus; cytoplasm. The coding region runs from base 148 to 687 and encodes 179 amino acids.
CGCUAACCCUUGCCACCCAGGAAGUGACAGCAGGGAAAACAGAGAGAGCAGUGUUUAUCGACAGUAGCGGAGUUUGAAGGAAGAAAGGCGUCUGCUGUCGACGAGCGGCGAGUUAACAUUUUUAGAAGCUGCUCUGUGCUUUUAACAAUGUCUUAUAAACAAACACCGAGCCUUUGGGAAUGUCUCUGCGCCGUCGUGCUGUGUGUUAGCUUUGUUAGCCAGGGGGAAUGCCAGACUCCAACUCCUCCACCUCCAGUUCCCUGCUCUGCCUACAAGAACUGUGACACCUGUGUUCCGCAUGCCAAGUGUCUAUGGUGCAUCACCUCCAACAACUGCACAGAAUACCCAGUGAGCUGGUUGCUGCCUCCAGCGUCCGUGUGCCAGCUGUCCCAGGCCCGAUGGGGAGUGUGUUGGAUGAACUUUGAAGCCCUGAUCAUUGCCCUGGCUGUCCUGGGUGGAACCAUUCUCAUCGGCAUUGCUGUAUGCUGCUGCUGCUGCUGCUGCUGCAAGAAGAGUCAGUCAAGGCCUGACAGAGAUGAGGAGAGAUUUGCCAGGAGGAGAGAGGAGAUCAAACAGCGCGCUGAGGAACGGAAGGGGGAGAGAAAGGCAAGGCAUGAUGAGAUCCGCAAGAAGUAUGGUCUGAUGGGCGACUCGGACCACCCGUACAGCAAGUUUGAGAACGAGUAAAGCAGCUGCACUGGAGGAGUUCCACCGGCAGCAUGUUGAGCUGCUCUUCACUUUUUAGCUUGGAGUGACGCCCGCUUCUCACACAAACCACCAAAACUGCAGAGUGCCCUCUUUCAGAAUGAUCCAAUUCAAACAGAAAUCACAGUUUGACACUUGACAACAACAAACCUGAUAGAUGAAAAUGCUAAUUUCUCUGGCCUUCUGAUUCUUGAUGAAGAUGCAAUGUUGUGUGGCAGACAGAUGUUAAAGCUUGUUUUAAAACUUUCUGCAAAAGUUCUUUUGUCUUCUGAAAUUCUAUUAUGUGAGUUGUCUCUUUUUACAUAUUGUAGUUUCAUAUCAGUCUUUGCACUUUGUACAUACAGUAUUGAUUUAUGAAAAUACAAAAAAUGAUUGUACUGCAGAUGUGUUUCUGACACAUGAAUAAAAACAUCUUUUCUUUUAA